This is a messenger RNA of Penaeus monodon (black tiger shrimp), 1580 nucleotides long. Its product is annotated as alpha-(1,6)-fucosyltransferase-like. The record is from RefSeq and is a predicted model, not a curated record. Gene Ontology annotation, molecular function: protein binding; alpha-(1->6)-fucosyltransferase activity. Gene Ontology annotation, biological process: protein N-linked glycosylation. NCBI's taxonomy places the organism in Eukaryota, Metazoa, Arthropoda, Malacostraca, Decapoda, Penaeidae.
UGGAAUGAAACCACUGAAAAAUAUUCAGGACGACGUCUUAAGUUUCAAGGAACAGAACCGUCACUGGAGUUUGAGGAGCUGCGACGACGGGUGGCUAGCGACGUGUCCUACACAUGGCAGUACAUCCGGUACCAUCUGACUCAUGGAAACAGUAGCGGUGUUAGUGUCGACGAUGUUCUUGAGGAUCUGGACCACCACUUUAGAGUGACCUCCCACGACCUAGCGCAACUGAGCGAGGUCGACGGGCUUGAGGAGUGGCGGAAGAAUGAGGCCGUCGCCCUCAGCGCCCUCGUCCAGCAUAGGUUGCGCGUUCUGCAGAAUCCCAGCGACUGCGCCUCCGCCAAGAAGAUCUACUGCGACUUCAGAGCUGGGGGCCGAGGUAUAGGGAGCCAUCUGCAUCAUCUGAGCUGCUGUUUCCUGGCAUCGUAUGGCACUCAGCGCACCUUGAUCCUGAACACAGAUAACUAUAACGGAAAUCCCAGAGGACUCACGACCAUGUUCCUUCCCCUCAGCGAAACGUGCACGAGCUACAACAGCUCUCAGAUGGUGCCUUGGCCAGGGAAAGAGGACUCCCUGUUGGUGAAGUUUCCCGACUGGGACCAACCUCACCCCAGGCCCAGUUACCUCCCUAGGUCCAUCCCAAAGGACUUUUCCAAGCGUCUGAUGCGCCUCCACGGUGAUCCCUUUGCCUGGUGGCUGGGGCAGUUCUUCAAUUAUACCAUGAGAUUGAACAAAGAGUUUCGGGAAUACUUCGCGAAUUUGACGAGGGAUAUUGGGUACAAGUCGCCUAUUGUAGGAAUACACAUACGGAGGACGGAUAAGCUUAACAACGAAGCGAAGUACAUACACUUGGAAAAGUACAUGGAGAGAGUGAAGCUUUUUUACCAAGAGUUGGCCCUAAAACAAACGGUUACUGAACGGAGGGUGUUCUUGGCAACGGACGAUUCCAGAGUUAUUGUUGAAUUUAAAGAAAAAUACCCCGAAUAUAAGCUCGUGUACAACCAGGCAAGCAUAACUUCGGCCAGUAUGAACGAAAGAACCAAGGGACCCAACCUGCGUUACUUAAUGGCCGAUAUCUUAUUCCUCUCCCGCUCUGACUACCUUGUCUGCGGGAUGACUUCCAAUGUGUGUAGACUGGCCUACGAGCUAAUGCAGAGCAUCCACCCGGACGCCUCGACCCGAGCCUGGUCCGUCGACAGCCCCUUGUUCUUCGACUUCCAGAGCUUUCACUAUGUGGAGCGAAGAAAUAGAACUGCAAGAAGGAGACAUGAUAAAAACUUUGGCAUUACAUUUCUCAAAACAUCACAAUCUUAAAGACGGCUUCUUGUACGGCACGAACAACCGUACACAGAAAGCGGGACUUUAUCCUGCAUACAAGACACUCGAUAUUCUAGACAUGGCUGAUAUACAGUCGUUUGAACGUAUUGAUAAAAUGAACGUGAUUCUGUGAUUUUCAAGGUAAUUUUUGUGUCGUUUGGAUGUCCCAUUCAUUUUUCAUUAUUCAUUGACAUUAUUGCUUAAUGUGUAGUGACAUUUGGAACAUAAUUUUAGGUGUAAAACAAAAGUGUAAUAGAGCAAGA